CAACUACCAAAGUCGCUCAACAUUCCCUUGUUUAUACCGUGUACCUUUGUUGAGCGGUAUUUAUCUCUUUCUCCUGAAUAUGUGAAAUAUAAACAACGCUGGAUUAUAAUCACUCUUUGCACGAGUUUCUCCAGAGCUUUGUUUUUUGUUUCAUUAUAAAUCCUGCGGUCUCUAACGCUACAGGAGCUAACUGUGGCUAACGGCUAGCUGAGUGUUUUUGUGUUGAUUCAAAGCUGCAGAUCUUUCUCUGCCAUGACGUCAGCCUCUGCUAAGGUUGGGGAAAUCUUCUCUGCAGCUGGAGCCGCCUUCAGUAAACUGGGAGAGCUGACCAUGCAGCUGCACCCAGUGUCAGACUCCAGUCCUGCAGGAGCGAAGUGGACGGAGACGGAGAUCGAGUUGCUGCGAGUCGCCGUGCGUCGCUUCGGAGACGACCUGAACAACAUCAGCACGGUGAUCAAAGAGCGCACCGUCGCUCAGAUUAAGAGCACGGUGAAGAGGAAGCUGUACGAGGACAGCCGUGUCCCCAUCGAGUCGCCCAAGAAGACCACGAAGAAGGCCGCCGCUGUCGCCUUGACGACGCCCGCCACCACGCCCAACCCCCCAGCCAUGAUUGCCAUGCCGACGUCGCAGGUCGUCGUGGCGACGGGCAUGCAGAACAGCCCCUCCCUGGCCCCGCCCCUCAAGAAGCAGAAGACCGGAGAUGUGACCCUCAGCGCUCUGAACGACUCGGACGUCAACAGCGACCUCGUGGACAUCGAAGGACUCGGAGACUCCAACAAACAGAAACUCAACUUCGACCAAGAGAGUCUGAAUCUGGACUCCAGCCUCAUCAUGAACUCCAGCGACCUCCCACUGCUGUCCCGCUGAACUCUGUCCUCCCUGUGCCCUCCCGGUGUCCUCCCGCUGUCCUCCCUGUUUGUUUUUACAUUUAGAGUAAAAGCCGUGAGGACGAAUCCUCCGCAGCACCGAAUCUAAAACAGCCUCUUGUCCUUUAUAUGUUUUGUGAAGGCAGCGGGCUCGUCCUCUUUCAGACCGUUUCAGUUUUCCUUUGUUGUUUUUUGUGUGACAGAAUUAUGCUUUGCUCCGUUUGUGCUGAGUGUUGAUCAUGUCGAGCAGUGCUCAGAUAACACUGAGUUGUGAAUAAAUAUCGGGCCGUGAAGUUGAACAUCCGUGCUCUUUUUAGUGCUUCAGAAUAAGACCAGUCUGUGGACCUGCUUUACGUUUAUGUUCUGAAUUUCAGUGAAGGUAUUUCCAGAAUCGGACGGAGAAAUAUUGUUUGGUUGUUACAGAAAACAUCAUGAGAUCUUCAAUCAACUUUUAUGUUCUACCAUAACCCCUCAUCAGUAUUUAGAGUCUCUACUGGGACAUGUCUCCAUGCUCUGUGUCUCUACUGGGACAUGUCUCCAUGCUCUGUGUCUCUACUGGGACAUGUCUCCAUGCUCUCUGUCUCUACUGGGACAUGUCUCCAUGCUCUGUGUCUCUACUGGGACAUGUCUCCAUGCUCUGUGUCUCUACUGGGACAUGUCUCCAUGCUCUGUGUCUCUACUGGGACAUGUCUCCAUGCUCUGUGUCUCUACUGGGACAUGUCUCCAUGCUUUAUUCUCUCAUACUGCCUGUGCUGCUGCCCCCUCUUUUCACCCUCUGUCUGAAACCAGAGCCCAGUCUGCUCUGAUUGGUUAGCUGGCUGGCUCUGUUGUGAUUGGCCAACAGCUUAGAGAUGUCCCGCCUCUUAGCCUAUCACGUACAAUGUGUUGGAGCGCUAGCCAAUAAGAGCGCGGGUGUUUCGUAGGGAUGUCACUAUGUUCUGGAAGUAAACAAAAGGGGGGGCGGUGAGUGGGAGAGAAGUCAGGUUUGAAUUAAAAAAAAAGGAAUGUGGGGAACGGGUUAAAGACCCUCUUUAAUCUGCAGGAAAUCAAAUAUCUUUCCUCCCGACAUUUAAAAAGUGUCGUUAGAGAUUCUGGAAAUAUCUUUUUGAAAACAUCACCAGGUGUUUAAAGACUGCGACUCAAAUGUAAAUGCUUUAAGUGAAUCUAAAUCUGUCAUGAAUCAGUGAUCCUGUCAAGCACAGACACAGAGGGGUCAGAGUCAGUUCCCAAACAGAAUCCACGGUUCCCCGGAGCCGAGUCUUCAGGGAAUCGUUUCAGAAGCUGACGGAUCCACGUCUUCCACCCGUCAGAGUUCCUGAUCACGAUGGUUUCAGAGAGACGUGGGAGCUGUGGUUAGAUUAUGUGAAGCAAUAAAAAAAGGAACUC
Messenger RNA from Eleginops maclovinus (Patagonian blennie), 2252 nucleotides. Its product is annotated as chromatin complexes subunit BAP18-like. Bases 253 to 867 code for a protein of 204 amino acids. The transcript is spliced from 6 exons. Lineage: Eukaryota; Metazoa; Chordata; Actinopteri; Perciformes; Eleginopidae. The record is from RefSeq and is a predicted model, not a curated record. Gene Ontology annotation, cellular component: NURF complex; MLL1 complex.